CGGGGCGGGCUUUUAAUGAAGGGACGGCAGUGGGAAAGAUGGCGGCGACUCUGGGACCCUCUGGGUGGUGGCAACGGUGGCGGCGGCGUUUGUCGGCUUGGAAUGGGUCCAGGAUGUUGCUCCUUCUCCUUUUGUUGGGGUCUGGGCAGGGGCCACGGCAAGUCGGGGCGGGUCAAACCUUCGAGUACUUGAAACGGGAACACUCGCUGUCGAAGCCCUACCAGGGUGUGGGCACAGGCAGUUCCUCACUGUGGAAUCUGAUGGGCAAUGCCAUGGUGAUGACCCAAUAUAUCCGCCUUACCCCAGAUAUGCAAAGUAAACAGGGUGCCCUGUGGAACCGGGUGCCAUGUUUCCUGAGAGACUGGGAGUUGCAGGUACACUUCAGAAUCCAUGGACAAGGGAAGAAGAAUCUGCAUGGGGAUGGCUUGGCAAUCUGGUACACAAAGGAUCGGAUGCAGCCAGGGCCUGUGUUUGGAAACAUGGACAAAUUUGUGGGGCUGGGAGUAUUUGUAGACACGUACCCCAAUGAGGAGAAGCAGCAAGAGGCCCAGAAGAGGCGAUAUUCUCCAGGAGUCCAGCGGGUAUUCCCUUACAUCUCAGCCAUGGUGAACAAUGGCUCCCUCAGCUAUGAUCAUGAGCGGGAUGGGCGGCCUACAGAGCUGGGGGGCUGUACAGCCAUUGUCCGCAAUCUGCAUUAUGACACCUUCCUUGUGAUUCGCUAUGUCAAGAGGCAUCUGACGAUAAUGAUGGACAUCGAUGGCAAGCAUGAGUGGAGGGACUGCAUUGAGGUGCCAGGGGUUCGUCUGCCCCGGGGCUACUACUUUGGUACCUCCUCCAUCACUGGAGAUCUCUCGGAUAAUCAUGAUGUCAUUUCCCUGAAGUUGUUUGAGCUGACAGUGGAGAGAACCCCAGAAGAGGAGAAACUGCAUCGAGAUGUGUUCCUGCCCUCAGUGGACAACAUGAAGCUGCCUGAGGUGACCGCCCCAUUGCCGCCCCUGAGUGGCCUGGCCCUCUUCCUCAUCGUCUUCUUCUCGCUGGUGUUUUCCGUAUUUGCCAUUGUCAUUGGUAUCAUACUCUACAACAAAUGGCAGGAACAGAGCCGAAAGCGUUUCUACUGAGCCGUCCUGCUACUGCCGCCCCUGUGGCUGUCACUAUGAGGUGUGGGAGGAGCAGGCACUGGCCUGAGCAUAUAGCCUGGCAGGCCUUCUCUAGUCUCCAACAGCUGGUCAGGGACUCUGUUCUGUCACUGGAACUUUGAAUGCAGGGACACUGCAUUACCAUGGUAAUCCAUGGGGACAUCUGACUCUGGUUCAGGAAGCCCACCUACCCCAGGGCAGUGCUGCUGUGACGUGCCUUUCCCUGCAGUCCUUCCACUUGGGAGCUAAGAGGAUAGAGAGAAUUUAUGCGGUUAUGGUACUAAAAUCACAGAAAAGAAUUUCAUAGCUCAGGCUGCCUUGUUGUUGGACUCAGAGGACCCUUGUACUUCAUUUUUAAAUCUGCAAAGAAUACAACACUGAUAACUCCCCAGACCUUCAGGCUUCCAUUCAUUGCUUUUCAUCCAAGCCUCUGUCCACUUGAGGAACUUUCGUUAGAAAUCUGGAUGGAAACUUCUUCCCUGCGUUGCCUUCUCCCUCCAUUCAUCGUUCUCUCCAAAUGCAGCCUGAGCUGGAAGAGACAUCUGGAUGCCUGUCUUUUGGAGCCUGGGGCUGCAGAACAAACUUAGGUUUUGCUGACCCUCAUUAGGUGGCCAUGGGGAAAGGGCUUUUUGCUUUGGCUCACUGCUCUAGUGAUUGUUCUUUAGCGUGAAACUUGGCUCUCUUGGUUUGUGACUUUCCCAGUUGGUUUCUUUAGGCCCUCAGUCAGGUUUGACACACUUGGUGUGCAAGUCAAGAGAAACUUGGAAGACUUCAUGGAUGUAAUAGGAGUAACUGUGAAACUGCCCAGCUCCAUGUUUUGACACCAAAAGCAACAUUUGCCAUGUGGAGAUGUUUCUGGACUCUGGAGCCUGCAUGUUUUGUGUUUAUCAUGAUUUUUGGAAUCCCACUUUGAGUGUUCAAAAUGUAAGGAAGCUUUCUUUUUAUAGCCUCGGCUUGGAUACUCCCCAAAGAGGAAACUUGGCUUCUUUUUCUUAAUGGAUAAGAAACUGUUGCUGAACUCCUGUUGCAAAUCUGGGAGCAAUAGACCCUGGUCAUCUGUGCCUGGAAGGGUUCAUUGUCAUUAAGUGACAGAGGCUGAGUGUCAUCCACUGUGGGUCAAUCCUUGUUCCACUGCCUUAUCUGACAAGGGGUCAAGUGCUGCUCACCUGUCUGCCCUGUGGUUAAAUUGGCCAAUAGGCCAGUCUCCCUGGAGGGCCUGGAGCUCUGAGCCCUCCAAGCCAUGUACUUCUGUAGCCUAAGGGAAAUUCUUAAAAUGACUGAUGGAAAUCAAACAGUGUCCUUCCUUUGAGGGGUAGGUUUGGGGGAAGGUCUAGGCCUUCUUCUGAGCCCCAAGGCUGUCAACCCUUGUCCUGCCUUCUUUUGGGUUGGGAAAACCCUCAGCUCAGUCCGGAAGGAAAGGAGGGCACCUUGGCUGCAUAUAAAGUUUCUGUCAUGUUGGGCUUUUUUUCUGUCCCUCCCAUGUGCGUAAGUGAGCAUCACAGGCCACAGUGCUCUCCUAUAGGUGGGAGUAAAAUGGGGUCCUCCUAAGACCUUCCCCACAAGAGCAGAGCAGCUCCAGGAUUGGGUGCCAGAGCACAAACUGUGACCUGGAGCUUGGCCUUAGGACCACUUAGAACUGACAAAGCAAACGGCUCUUUUGUCUUUUUUGAGCUCAGGGGGAGAUUGGCUAGACCCCUGCGGUGGGAGGACCUAGGUGAGCUCUUGAGAUAGCCCAGGCAGUGGUGUGGGAGGAAGGGGUCUCAUCAUGGGGGAGGGUGUGUGUGUGAGAUGAGUUUUUUAUGUUUCCCCACUCAUGGGCUCCUUGAGGGUUUUUAAACAGGAUGGGGAAGACAUGAAAUGCAGUCCCCACCCAGCGUAGGGCCAGCCUUUGAGACAUGUGUGAUGCAAGGAAACUGUCUAACCUAGCAUGGCAGGUCAUGCCCUAGCUCUUGCUUUUUGUUCUUAGAAAUAAAUAUUUCUCAUUGUGAAUGGGACCAAAUACUGUUCUGGGCUCCAUAAUCCUAGGUGUGCCCUAGAGGAGGGAGAUGCCUGGUCUGUGGCAUGGCUCUUUUGUGCAUGUACUGUAGGGGUGGGAACAGUGAUUUUGGCAAGCUGCUUACCCCAUGUGAGCCAUUUCUCUCCUCACAGUCCCCCUUUCUCUUGGUUGCCCUCUGACUUCAGAGCCUCUUGGAGAGGAGGAGACCCUGAAGACUAGAGGUGGUGUAUAAAAAGGACACUGUUCCCUGUCCUUGUGAGUCUUGCUUUUCGUGUUGUCUUCAACCCCCAAAAUUAUAAGGUGACUCUCUGUGACAAAACUUGUUUACUUCAGUGGGAAAAUGACAACUCUGUCCUUGUUGGAAGUGGUUUCUGAACAGAAUGGCCAGAAUAUCCUUAGCCCCUUGCAUAUGUCCUAGAAGAUAGAAAUGAGAGAUUGGUAGGAAGCCCAAGGGUAAGGCUUGGGCAGGAGAAAAGCCAAGCAGACCUGGGCCAAUUAGUCUUGCAGGGCUGGAAGUUCUGGAAAAAUGUCUUGCAGGUGAUUCAUAGGUCCCUGGAGGAAUUUCAGCUCAUGGUCUGCUGCAGGAUUUAGGUUCAGAUGCUGGCCCGUGAGGACAGAAGGGUUGGCAAUGCGGGUGUUUGGUGGAUUGAUGACAUUGCUAUAUAUUUUAAGGGGAGCACUUAGCCGAAGUCCAGGUUUGAUCCAGUUCAUGGCCAAGUAAUGCUAGAGAGAAAAGGCAACUGUUAGCCUGAGGUAGUGACCUGAGGCUGUCUCUUCAGAGUCAUCCCAAGAGCAACUAGUGCCUUUGUCCCUGUCCCCAGGAUUGUCACUCACCGGGGCUGAAUAGAUAAAGUUGAACAGCAGAAGUGCUAUAAUAAAUAUGAUUGCAGCGGCUAUGAUUUUAAAGUGGUAGCGUUUCCAGAAAACGUGACACAAGGUUGUAACAGGUAUCCGAAACAAGAACGAGGUGUUGGGUCGUCUGUCCAUAAGCAGAGGAAAUGUCAGAGGAUGGAAGGCAGAGAGAACCUUCAGGUCAAGUAAUCUGGACCCAAGAACUUUCUUUUUUAAAACAACUUCUGCUUACUUGUGUGUCCCCAGCCCCCCAUUUCCCCUUCACUAAGGCUGUUCUCUCCUGAUUGUAGCUGAGCCCUGAGCCGGGAUGCUAGGAAGUAAUUAACCUCUCUCCACUUAUAGGCCCGAUGUUCACCACUCUAUUCAAAUUGCCGGGCCUAGCAGCUCAGCUUUGUGAAUGAGGAAGAAAGAUUUUGUGCCUUUGUCCCACAGGACCCUUACAGGGGAGGAUGAAGUGUAGGGUACUGGUUGGGUUCUGAGUGGCCUCGCCCUGCUGGCUUGAUUAGGGCUUCCUUCUCUGACAGAAUCUCCAGCGUCAUCUUCACUUUACCCUAGAAACACCAUAGGUGGUGGGAGGCUGAGUUCAUUACAACAGGUGCGAGAAUAGUUUAAGACCCCUUCCCAUAGAAAGGAAAAGGGAUUUAGCAAAGGUCCCCAGAAGUCUGUUAGAGCCAAGUUACGUGGCAUAGUAGUCCUAUGCAAUAGACACCUUCCCCAGCUCCUACCGACAAGCGCCAUUUGCCACCAUCGAGGACCUGGCAAGGCCACCAGCCCGUUACAGUCUUCUUCUUGAAGAGGGAGACGUGCUUAUACUGGAGGAAGUAAGGCCACUUGGAAUCUGUAUCCAUCAUCCUGAUGGAGCACAUAUUGGCGUGCCGGGCUGGUAGAGGCAUGUCAGAUAAAUCCAGCUCCAGGACCCCUGAGCCCAGAGAAAUGCUGUCAGCAAGAAGGAGCUCCCUGUCCUGUGGUCAUGGACCCUAUUCCAGAUCUCACCUAGGAAGUCAUCAGCGGAGAAGAUGUCGUUGUCCCAGAUCUGGAUGAUGAGCCGGGCUGGGAACUUCAUCACUGUGGGGUCCAGGCUCCAUAUGUAGUCCUGGAGGGUGACAGAAGAGCGUAUUCCUGGCCUGUCUCCCUUGAGAUUGCCCUUGGCCCCCUUAGUAGCCCACUACCCAGCAGUGAUAGACUCUCAGAGAAGUUUCUGCCUGAGGCCACAUUCCAAGUGUUCAGCUUAUAGUUCUCUGAGGAAGCGGGAGAGGGAGCACAGCCCCCACCCCCACUCCCAGUUCUGUUACCUUCUGGCUCUGGACACACAUAUGCUCAGCUGCGAGGUAGUCCAUGGUGAAGAUGAACCGCCAGUUGAAGUCGCUCUUCCCAGUGAGGGAGUAGUAGUGGAUAUCUGUCUUCUGCAUGUCCUUCUCUAGCCCGAAUAGCCACCUGGGGCGAAAGUCAUUUCACCUGGGGUUCACAUGUAUUGUCCCCCUCCCCUUCCCCUUGUGGGAAGCACUGCUCAACAGACACCAGGCACGGGUGGGAGUGGAGAGAUGUGGCCCCAGAAUUGGGGGUGGGAGGCAUAGGGAUGUUACAACUAGGGAACUCUGAGGGAACACUGCUGGAGCCCUGCCAUCUUUCUCACCCUUUGACAUAGAUGUCGCUUAUCUCGCCAGAUAGACUUUUCCCCAGGUCCAUUUGGGCAGUUUUCCAAAUGAUGCAGCGCAGCUCAUACCUGCAGCCACUGUAGUCUGAGGCUUUGCUGAGGAAUAGCUCCCCAACUUGGUGCAGGAAGACAGGCCUGGGAGGCUGCCCUCCAUGCCCACACCAGGCACGCCACAUUUGGGAGGAUGCAGGGGAAGGAAGCUCCCAGGACUCCCCAGAGAAGGAAGGAAUUUGCUGUUCCUUAGUGUGUGAGCACACCCAUGUUCCGUGCCCUGGGAAGUACAGUGACGGGGAUGAGGUAGGUCACUUACCUCUUAGGCUUUCUGGGCUGGAUGUUGACUGGGGGGCCAGGAGGCCCAAGCUUCUUGGGAAAGAUGUCCACCCACAUUUGCACCUUUCCCUAGAGUGGAGAUGGAUUAGCUGGCUGGGGGUUGCCAGCCUCUGUUCUGAGCAUGCUGUGACCGGGAAGCCCUGUCCCAGGUUCUGGGGUCUGUGGAGGCUGUGUCCCCACCAUAGGAGGGUGGGGUAAGGAGAUGGAAUGGACUUCAGACAGGAAGUCUGGCAACUCCCCGCCAGAUUCCCUUUUCUCAUUUUGGCUGGAAGAAUGGUACAGAGUAAGGCUGGUAGUGUAUGAUGGCUUCAAGGCUGAUGGCCACAGCGGGUUAUCACUUGUGACUGGGGGUUAAUGCUGUUGAGCAGGCCGUGCUACUCAGCCUCUCUGGACAGAGCACCACAGUAGGGUUGGGGCUUCAUUAACCAGCUUAGCGGCCCCAAGAAAGAGCAAACUAGAUGGUCAGUCCAAGUGUCCAGUUUGCUUUAUGUUGUGUAAGCAUAUUGUAAGGGUAUGAAGCUGUCCACCAAACAUAGAGGUCUGUCUUAAGAAAGGAGGGAUGAAAAUGGUGAGAAAAAGGAAGAGAAAAAACUAAAAGAGUAGAACUACUAACACUGGAAGGUAUAGACAAAUAUAUUCUUUCAAACUGACCUCAUUUUAUUCUUUUGAAGUUGACCCCAUUUAAGAAAACAGGUUUAAUGAGAAUGGUUUAUAAAAAGUGCUCAGCAGAGAACUUUGUGUCUGGAAUGUGGUAUCAGCUUGAGAAAUUUGGAGAAUGAGAUGAGCUGUUCUGGUGGCUGGAGGGUAGAGGGUGGAUGAUAAUUAGGGUGCCCAUGGGGAUUUUUAUUCCUUCUGUUUGGGGUUCCUUGCCAUGGAGAAAACACAGCCUGCAAUUAACAGGUAAGCCAGGGUUGUAAUGUCUGCACAUCUGACCCCAGGUGCUACCUCCCCACCCUCCCUCAGGAGAGACUAAAGCAGCGUAGGCACUGGCUGGUAAGGUUGCGCCUUACCGCUUCUACCAACUGAUGUACGGCCUAGGUUUCUUGUAGAUGACUUUUCCUGCUCCGAAUUUCUCCAUUCUGAGUGACAUCAUUGGAACUUCUCACUUCUAACAGAACAUGCUUAUCUUUUGUGCGCAUGCAUCUGUGAAUGCUUGGCCUCCCCUUCCCCUCUCAUCAUGGUUAUGUCCUGGAUGGAUGGGCUCCCUGGUCUCCUGAUCCAGCCCCUCGAGCCUCAUACCUGGUCGAUGCCUGGCUGGCUGUCGCUGUAUAGUGUGCGGGUCUCCACAUGCUCAGGGACCAGCCCCUGGGUGUGCAGGAGGUACAGUGCAAGGCGUUCUUUCUUAGGUCCCAAAUAACGAACAGUAGGGGGCUUGGGCUCUAGAUGGAAGGAGGUGGAAGGGGAAGGGAUCACGAGGUUGUUAGCUUUCCUGUCUCCCAGGCAGGCGCGCCCCCUUCCCUACCCCAGCCUGGACAGUGGCCAUGGUUGCCCUCCACAAGAGGAAAGGGCAAAAUGGGGCAGGUGCCCUCUCGUUUCAGAGGCCUGUCUCUGUGCCUUCCACCAGCAUGCUGGUGUACUUCUCACCAAAGCUUUGCAGUCUGAAUUGUUUCCCAUUGUAAAAAACAGAGUCCUCCUCAGGAUUGAACAGAGGCGGAGGCAGCCCUUUCUGUUUGGCAUGGCGUUCCAAGAGGAAGCUUGGGUGCAUUUGAUCCCGCCACCUAAAGGGCCCUGACCUGUGAGGUUAAGGGAGAGGAACAAGUGGGGAGGUUUGGGUCCUGGAGAACAUUCUGCUUUGAACUGCAGGAUGAGCAGUGGUGGGGGCAUGGAUGGAGCCAGGUUCGGGCCCUGGUUCCCCAGCCUGGGAUGCAACCUCUGCAAAGGGAACUGGGGGCUCCCUCCUCCACCCCUCCCCUAUUCUCUUGCCCAGCCUCAGGUGUACUUACUGGCAGUAGGAUUUGGAGAGCCCACAACGGGCUCCAAAGCCAGACAAGAGUCGGUUUUCAAGGUCAAUGACUGUGGUUCCAAUCUUAUCAUCAGGUGAAAACAGGUCAAAGUCAUAUAGCUGGAUCUCCAGGUCUUUCUCCAGGGGGAUGGUACAGCUGAGUUCAAACAUCCUAGGGGUGAGGGUGUUGGACACUGCAGACUGCGCACCAUGUUAUCUACAGGCCUCCCUGUCUAGCAUCUCAGCCGCUUGUUUGGUCAUGGUGAAUAUGGAGAGCAGAGCCUGGGGUGGCUGUCACCUGCCAAUAACUAUCCCCUAGCUAUGGCUAGAAACAACUUUUGGUAGGCCUGGGUUGUGGGACCCUGAACUCCUUUCCCAGGCAAAGUGUUUGAGAAGGAGGGUAGAACUGACCACCCUUCCAUCUGUUGAGCACUGUGAGACCCCGUGCUAGGAACUCAGAGGUUAGAAAGAAAUGCAAGAGUUGUUCGCCUUCUGGAGCUUACUCCUGGAGAAGUGUGGGAUUGGGUGAGUUGGGGCAGCUCACAUGCCAAAGAUGGGAUCCACAGUGUUGGGCUGGUACUUGUGCCGGUUGCCAAUCUUUGUCUGUCCCAGUUUCAGGAUCACAUAAGGGUCACACUGGGGUUCAGUCAUAGGGAGGGAAAUGUGACAGGAAAUGGAAAGUCAGCCCAGGUUGGUCAGGGAGGGUGGGGGUGGGGCAGAAGUGAGCCCCUCGUACCAGAUGGAGCCUGUGGUGAGGUGGCGGUCUGGGUAUCCGCAGCCUGAGGGAGCUCCAGGACCCUGUGGGAGGCACCUGGGCUGGGUGGGCCCGGGGACCAUGAACACCAUGGGUUUGGGGCUGCUCAUUACCAGGCCGUUGGCAUCUUGGGGCUGCAGGUUGAUUGCUCGGACUAUGUACACUCGCACCAAGCACUCCUGAGGGAAGUCCUCUUUCUCACGCCAAACUGUGAACUGGCGAGGGGGCUUGGGGGCUUCUGGAUCCUCAGGAAAGGGGUAGACGCGGAAAAGGCCCUGUGUGUGUGUUGGGGAGGGAAGGUGUUGGCAGUGCGGGCCCGGCUCUGUUAAGCCCUCCAUGAGGUGCCCCUGGUCUAAGCUCAAGCGAGAGCAGGCUGUGUUGAGGAUGGCAGGGAUGGAAGGCCGCAAGGACAGGAGAGGGCGGGUGCGGCAGGGACUCCACAGGGACAACUGUGUUUAGGAAGAGUGUUGGGUAAAGAACUCUAGUCAUUAGGUGAGUUUCCAGUUUCUGCUGAUGCGGACCCCCAUUCCAUGCCUGUCCAUCCCUUCGGGUUGGAACUUGUUCUCUAAGGCUUAUAGGUUUUGGGAGCUCAACGUAGGCCGGAGCUGGUGUGAGGAGGCCCCUGCCCAUCCUAUGUAAAGGGAGGUCACUCUAAAUCCCAGCAUAGGUCACCUUCUGCUCCCCUGCUCCCUCAACUGUUUUUCAAGCCCUCCCUGCCCUAUCCUCUCACAGAGCAUAGAGAGCCAGGGCUUUUAUUAGAGUCUUCUGGUGACAGAAGGGGCACAGGAGACAGGGGCAGCUCAGCUGGGGUGGACAUGCACCUUGAACUCCCCUACCACAGGGCUGUCCAACUUGGGCUCUUCCUGGUAGAGUUUAAAGGUCUGGCAGAAGUCCUGCAGGCCUUCGAAGGUGGGCACAGCCUCCAGCUCGCAGUCAUACACCUGCAGGAGGGUGCAUGGGACCCAGGCUGGUGGGGAGAGCGGGCUCAGCCAGAGGGGGACCAUUCCUGCCAUCAGGGGGCUGAGGGGCCACCAGUUCCUAGGUCUGGCUUCAAAGCAUCUGCCUGGUCGGUGGCCCCAGAGUCAGCACCUCCUGCUACAGGUGGGGCAGUCCUGGUUCCCAAAAAGGCAUGGCUGGUGGAGGUGUGGCCUGGAGUCUUAGGGAGACAAGAAGGAAACUACCCCCUCUCCUGCCUGCCCCCAUCCCCGCUGGUAGUUCCUAGAGGAAUCAGGGUGAGGUUUGCUGGUCUCUGCCAGCAGAUUUUAUUCCGAGUCUCAGCAGUCUCCCCCCUAGAGGCCUCCAAACCUUCAGGGUGUGGUAGUCUUUGUGCUUGUACUGCAAGGACUUGGCAUCUCCUGUGGCCCAGAACAGCUUGUUCCACCAGUCCACUUCAUGCUCGUAUUCGUCCUGGCAGGGAAGGUCAUUCUGGCCUUCAGGGAGAAGGCACAGUGGCCUUCCUCUGCCCAGGGUCAUGCUGCCCCCUGCCUCCCUGAGCUGCCCAGAGUCGUUCCUUUGUUCCCUGAGUCUGAGCCUACGUCACCUCAGCUUUGCUGGACUCGAACCAGAACUUUUCAUAGAGGUAAUCUAGGACCUGAAAAGUGAGAGCAGGAGAGUGGGUGAGGUAUGGUGUCCCCUGCCUGGCCCGCUCACCAUCCCUGACUUCUGAGGAGAAAGGGAGUGGAGGGCAGGGCUCCCUUCCCUGGCUCCCUUGCUCCUCAUGGAGUCCUUUCAAUUCCAAGAUCGUCAGACAUGGGUUUGGGGACCAGAAGGAGGGUAAGCUUAGUUCUUAUCCUCAAUGCCCACAGCUUCAGAUGGAACUCUGGGAGGGCCCAGAAAUGCAGAACCUGAAGCUUCGCCCCAGGCCUACCAAGUCAGAACCUGCUUUUGCUCCAGAUGUCCCCAAGAUGCCUGUGCAUUCAGGUUUGAUAAGUGCAGCUCUCAAGGGAUAGUUCUGAACCUUGAAAACAUUGAAAUCACUGGAGAGGGGUGGGGCUUGAAAAAAAUGCUGAUACUUGGGUCCUUCCCGCUAGCUAUCCUGUGGCCUGGCUACAGCAUUUCUUUAAACUCUUGGACUGUUCUAACAUGCUGUCCACAUUGGGAAUCACAGCUUUAGAGUUCUCAUGUACACUGAGAGCACAUGUCUCAGAACUCUGUUUAAUCUCCGCUUCUCCUCGGGGACAAGGGCUGCUCCCUGUAAAUGGUGUAGAAGAAGGUGGGACCUUGAGCCCUUUACUCACCUUCUGGUACUUGUUCAUAGACAGCACUGAGGAGAAAGAGCAAUCAUGAAUCUCAGGAGCAGCAAUAAGGGUGAGGAGGAGGGACACCAGCCCCGCAGGGCUGCCAUGGCUGCCCCACUCCCAGUGCCAGCUUAGGAGUGAGGCUGGGAAGGGCAGGGGGAAAGGGCCAUACUUGGAAGCUGUGGAGGCACGUAGUCCUCAGCCCAGGGGUCGCAGAAGUAGGGCUGUAGGGAGUUGAUGUUGGCCUGACCCACCACAGUCUGCUGGCCGAAGUCCUGACUGUCCACCACCUUCAAUGUGAGGGGUGGCGCGUAGACCUCCUCCAUAGGCAUGAACUGCAGCCCCAAGGAGAGGCCCGGGCAUGAGGCCUCCCAGGGGAGAGGGCUGCCCCAGCCCCUGCUUUGCCCGAGGUUGCCUUACCACUGUGAGGAAGAGGACUGACUGGGUGAAGUUGGGGUUGGUCUGGAAGUCCUUGAUGGGCUGUGUCUGCAGGGACUCUUCCCAGCAUUCUACCAGGAGCUGGGGGGAGCGCACCUGCUUCAUGUUCCGAAGGCCCCAGAUCAGGAUCUGCCAGAACAGAGAAGGAGGGGCAGGGCAAAGGACAGACAGGGCCUCUGUACUGGGGUCCUGGCCAGAGAGAGGGGACUAUCCUGGGAGUGAUGAUGCAUCAGGGAGUAUCCAGGGCCCGGGAAUGAGCUGGACAAAGUCAGAGUCUAAAGGUUACCCAGUCUCCCUUCCUGUGGGGGAUCAGUGCUUGUCCUCAAGGCCUCCGUGAGGGAGUGCCCUCUGGCUACUGUGAUAUCCUUCACUGACCUCCAGGGCCCCUUAGGUAUUGUCCUUCCUCCCCUGCUGCUUUGUCUGGCCUCCAGUCACUGCUCAGGAGUGAGUCCCUAAGGCUGGCUGCCUUGAAGGCCCAGAGUAGCGGGGGGGGGGGGGGGGGGUGUCCAGAUUUCUCAGGUGUCCCUUUUGCUAUCUAGCUCACUGGUGACUCAGAUCCCAUAGAAUUCCAUGGUCAUUUAGUGUUCUCAAGUGACAGACACUGGGCACCCCAGAAAACAUCCAUGCUGUUACUCAUGAAGGCCUCUUCAGGGGACCAGAGUGGGGUUGCCUGAUCUUGGCCGGGGGGGGGGGGGUCUCCAGGGUCAGGAGGACCUGACCAGAUUUGUGGCUGGGCACAAAGGUUCCGACGUGGGGACCUCCAGGCUACUGUCAUUUGGAGUCAGGCAGGGCCAGGCCCAGAUUCUGGCUCUGCCACUUAACCCUGUGUCACUGUGCAUGGGCUCUCCGCUCUCUCAGAGCCUCAGUUUUGUCUGAAAAGUGGUCCCUACUGUAGAGGGCCAUCGAGGGGCUUGGAUGUGGUAAGGAAUGCCAAAGCCCUUUGUCUAUGACCUGCCACAGAGGAUGUCAUUAAAAUAAUUUAACCUAUUCUA
This is a messenger RNA of Acinonyx jubatus (cheetah), 12331 nucleotides long. RefSeq names its product lectin, mannose binding 2 like (gene LMAN2L). The coding region runs from base 39 to 1118 and encodes 359 amino acids. Gene Ontology annotation, molecular function: D-mannose binding. The record is from RefSeq and is a predicted model, not a curated record. Gene Ontology annotation, cellular component: endoplasmic reticulum-Golgi intermediate compartment; COPII-coated ER to Golgi transport vesicle; endoplasmic reticulum membrane. Lineage: Eukaryota; Metazoa; Chordata; Mammalia; Carnivora; Felidae. Gene Ontology annotation, biological process: Golgi organization; endoplasmic reticulum organization; endoplasmic reticulum to Golgi vesicle-mediated transport. The transcript has 9 exons.